This is a messenger RNA of Dermacentor silvarum, 1011 nucleotides long. Its product is annotated as tigger transposable element-derived protein 6-like. The record is from RefSeq and is a predicted model, not a curated record. Gene Ontology annotation, cellular component: nucleus. Gene Ontology annotation, molecular function: DNA binding. Lineage: Eukaryota; Metazoa; Arthropoda; Arachnida; Ixodida; Ixodidae. Bases 1 to 1011 code for a protein of 336 amino acids. The transcript is spliced from 3 exons.
AUGUCGCCGCCGACAAAGAAGCGGAAGUUUUUGUCGCUAGAAGAGAAGGCUAAAGCUAUCACCCAGGCUGAAGGCGGAAAGAGAAAGUCAGUCAUUGCGGAAGAAUUUGGGAUUCCGGCGAGCUCCCUUUCUACUAUACUGAAGUGCAAGGACGCUAUAGCCAAAGCGCUAGCUUCCGGGACGUCAGCGAAACACAAGAAAGUGACUCAGCCGGUGCACGAGGACUUAGACAAGGCAGUAUACACCUGGUUUGUGGAGACGCGGGCCAAGAAGAUCGCUCUUAGCGGUGAUAUCGUGCGACAAAAAGCACUGAAUUAUGCCCACUUGCUAGGCAUAGAUGACUUUAAGGCCAGUGUAGGUUGGCUGAACAGAUUCAAGUCGCGCCACAGCAUCAUCGGCAACGUUUUGUGCGGUGAAGCCGCUUCGGCGGAUAGUGACGGCGCCGCUGCGUGGAUGUCAGCUAGCCUCGCAGGCAUCCUGAAUGACUACUCACCGUCAGAUAUUUACAAUGCAGAUGAGACCGGACUCUUUUACGAAAUGCUACCCACCAGGACCCUGGAUUUUAAGGGGCUGUGCUGCCACGGAGGCAAGCACAGUAAGAAGCGAAUAACCGUGCUCCUGUGCGCCAACAUGGACGGUUCGGACAAGCGGCCGCUGUUGGUCAUCAGCAAAAGUGCCAAACCACGCUGCUUCAAAGGAAACCGGAGCCUUCCCGUGAAGUACAUGGUUAACACUCGGGCGUGGAUGACCCGGGCUAUUUUCGGAGAGUGGGUCCAGGCUUUCGACCGGGACAUGGGCAGGCAAAGGCCGAAAGACGAGUACAUUCAAGCUGACUCGUGCGUGGUGGUGCGCGAGGAAACGACCGACGAAGACAUCCUGAACAGCGUCCGGGAAGACUGUGUUUCGUCGGACGAAGAUGACGCAGCCGCGCAACUCAGCUAUUACUGCGACCAAGACAAGAAGCAGCUCUCCAGGGUCUCUGUUUAUGAACAGCAAGAUGGUCUACAGUAA